AAUCUACAAAUAAUUUAUUGUGAUCGGUGAUUUCACAAGAUGAUUCUAACUAUAGUACUAGUUGUGUGUGCUUGUGCAAAUGUGCUGUCCGAAGAAUACACAAAUCAGUAUAACAAUGAAGUAGAUGCAGCACUAAAAAGUGAAAGACUUAUGAAAAGUUACGUCGAAUGCCUUUUGGGAACAGGGAAAUGUACUCCUUCGGGAGAAGAACUAAAAAAAGACAUUCCCGAUGCGUUGGAAAAUGAAUGUGCCAAAUGUAAUGAUAAACAUAAAGAAGGUGUACGAAAAGUCAUUCAUUACUUAAUAAAAGAAAAACCAGAGUGGUAUGAACAGUUACAGAAAAAAUUUGAUCCACAAGGAAUUUAUAAGAAAAGAUAUCAACAUUACUUGGAAAAAGAAGGGUUAAAAGCUUAAUUGCAACAAAAAAUAAUAGCAGUUGUUAAAAUGUUUUUACUAAUAAUACUAAAAAAUGUAUGUGCUUUUAAUAAAUUUGAAUAUUAUUAUUUGAAUAGUA
This is a messenger RNA of Tribolium madens (black flour beetle), 514 nucleotides long. It is a transcript of the gene Csp13, whose product is annotated as ejaculatory bulb-specific protein 3-like. The record is from RefSeq and is a predicted model, not a curated record. NCBI's taxonomy places the organism in Eukaryota, Metazoa, Arthropoda, Insecta, Coleoptera, Tenebrionidae. The transcript is spliced from 2 exons. The coding region runs from base 40 to 414 and encodes 124 amino acids.